Molecule: messenger RNA, 2710 nt
Organism: Phlebotomus argentipes
Lineage: Eukaryota; Metazoa; Arthropoda; Insecta; Diptera; Psychodidae
Product: nose resistant to fluoxetine protein 6
Exons: 11
Coding region: 221-2686 (821 amino acids)
Molecular function (GO): acyltransferase activity, transferring groups other than amino-acyl groups
Source: RefSeq, a predicted model, not a curated record
GAGGCGUAAUGAAAUCUGUGCAAUUCGAGCGCGUGUGUUUUCGACUUCAGUAAUAACUUUUGCCACUCACUCUCACCCUCGCGAAGGUGCAAAAAGGUUUGAUUUCCCCCCUCCCUAUCAUUCAGUGACGUGUCUUCGCGCGUCCCUCUAAGUUGUGGACUGGUCUUGAUUACGAUGAGGAGCCGCUGGCAAGCGUUAUGUGAAGUCUUAUGAAAGUUGCAUGGCCUCUGAGAGCGAAUAUCAGCAUUUGCGCGGGAAAAUGAUCGUCACCGUGUUGAUUCUGCUGGCGCUGUGCCACGCGGCGCUGGGCCAGGGCGCGGAGGAUGUGCAGCCCAAUCUGCUUGAUGACAUCACGACUGGCAACAACUCACUGGGCAGCAACCUCAGGGAGCUGGACGAGGCAGUGAGGAUUCUGCGCGAGAAAACCUCCAACACGGGUCUGUUCGACUUCAAUCCCGACGACUUGGAGGACUUGCACGCCAAUUUGUCCACCACGCCGGCGCCCGCCGUCGUCACGGCGAUGACAGAAGCACAGUUGGAGCCCACGUCGCAGAACAUCAUCAAGAUAGCGAAGAAGAAAGUCCGGCCGGCAGAGAUGGAGGUGCACAGCGACAAGGAGGAUGAUCAGCAGCCCACCUUCGAUCUCAUAACGCAACUCUUCAAUCACAACCAGUGGAAAGUGGAAAAUAUUUCCCGUGAAAUCUCAGCAAAGUGCCAGGGUGAUGUGAGUGUGUAUCUGAGUGAGCUGAAAUUGGGCAGAGCUUGGGCACUAAAAGCAAGUGACUCCUCGGGGCGCUAUCGUGGUCAACUGCUGUUCGGCAAUCUCUUCUGGAUGGGCUCCAGGGAGUUCUGUGCUGAAAUAGACAAUGACUUGAGUCGCCACACCAUCAAAUUUCGAUACACCGUGGCCAGAGUCAUGAUCAGAAUGAAGCCUUUUAUAUCAAAAACAAAGUCUAUUCAAGUAGGGCAAUGCCUUCCGAUAUCGUGCUCAACGGAUGAUGUUAAAUUGCUCCUAUUGUCCGAUCCCACAUUGCGAACGUGCGCCCAGCAAUCCCGGAGGCUGCCAGAGGACAGCUUCACACUGAAAGUGUCUCAGGUGAGAACAGUGCCAGGCGACUACAGACCGCAGGACGACGAGCGGGCCAGGGCAUUGGCAGUCACGUGCAUCGUGACGUUCGCCGUGAUCGUGCUGGCGUCCGUGUACGAGUGUCGACUGCGCGGGAAGCGCUCCAGGCGCGAGAUGCGGAGCAAUCAGGCCGAUGAUGUUGACUGCGCUUGCAAGAGUCACACAAAUGGCCAGAGCAACAGCAUCAGAAUGUACGAGACUGGCGCCGAGGACAAGGUGGACAUCGAGUCGCGCAUGCAGCGGGGAAAGGGCGCCGAGGAGCGCACGGGCAUUCUCGCCCAAUUGUUGCUCUGCUUCUCCGUGUGCUCAAAUGCGCGGAUCAUCCUCUCCCUGCGAACACCAGCGCCGGACUCGCUGCCCUUCCUGCACGGCAUCCGCUUCAUGUCACUCAUGUGGACCAUCAUGGUGCACACAUACCUCCAGGUCUUCGCCAUUGGGGAGAAUCGGUACAGCCGCGAUAUAUCUGAGAAGUCGUUCAUCUAUCAAGUAAUUGGGAAUGCGACAUUCUCCGUGGAUUCCUUCUUCUUCAUCAGUGGCCUGCUCGUCGUGUUGCUCUUCCUCAGGAAGCACAAGUCCGACCAGGCAUCCGAGGCGAAGGAGAAUCGCGUGGUGAGGAGUAGCUUGUGGAAGAGCAUCCUCCUCAUUGUCUACAGAUAUCUUCGCCUCACACCCGCUUACUUCUUCGUCAUCAUCGCAAAUGAAGUCUCACUCAAAUACACGUACGACUCAUCGGUGUUUGCGCCUGGCCUCAUAGACCAUAUAACGUGUCACAAAUUCUGGUGGAGGAAUAUUUUGUACAUCAACAAUUGGUUCCCGUUUCACGAGCUAUGUAUGAUAUGGUCGUGGUAUUUGGCCAAUGACAUGCAAUUCUACAUCAUAGCUGUGCUUCUGCUCGUCUUCGCCACGAGGCACUUCAAGACAUCCGCCGUGCUCACUCUAGGUCUGUUGUUCGUCUCUUGGGUCACGGCAGCCACAAUCUCAGUCCAUUAUCGCUACACGCACAAGGUGGCCGAUCCAUUUGAGUCAUUUGACUUCCUGUACGAUAAGCCGUGGCAGAGGAUCGGGCCCUAUAUCAUAGGGAUGAUUACUGGCUACAUUGUAUUCAGAUUGCCAACUCCGCCCAGAAUAUCUUGGCUCACCAACGCCAUUCUGUGGCUUCUAUCUGUGGGAAUCCUCGCGGCCCUCGUCUUUGGCACUUGGAAUGGCGUUCUCAACAUACCACUGACCGCAAUGUACGUGAGCCUCGGUCACUCAGCUUGGGGACUGAGUCUCAUGUGGAUCAGCCUGUCGUGCUUCUGGGGCUACGCCACAACAAUCAGCAACUUCCUCUCCAGCCGCGUCUUCCUGCCGCUGAGCCGCCUGACCUACUGCACUUACCUGGUGCACCCCAUGAUCAUGAUGAUCACGUCCUUCCAGAUGGAGUCGCCCAUCCACAUGCAGCACAGCUUCGUGCUCACGGCGUUCUUCGGCAAUGCUGUGAUCUCCUUUGCCGUCGCUCUCGUGGUGUCGCUCAUGUUCGAGGCGCCCCUCAUUAGAGUGCUCAAGAUCAUCUUCAGAUGAGAUCCUCGGGCGGUGACUUCGCAG